CUCUUGUUGACAUCCGGGCCUUCCAGGGAAGGCUCUCUCUCUCUCCUCCGAAGCGAUGUCUCACGGGCACAGCCACGGCGGGGGCAGCUGUUGCCAUGGCGACGACGACCACGAGGAGCCCGCCGAGCGGCGCGGACAGGCCUGGGGCCUUUACUUGCGCAUCGACCGCCACCGCCUUGAAUGCCUCAACGAGCGGCGGGAAGGCAGCGGGGCCCUCGUCUUCCGCGCCUGGGAGGACCGCGGGGACCGCCAGAAGUUCGUAGAAAGCGACGAUGAUGACGAAGAACUUUUAUUUAAUAUCCCGUUUACCGGCAAUGUGAAAUUAAAAGGAAUCAUUGUGAUGGGAGAGGAUAGUGACACACAUCCCUCAGAAAUGAGGCUGUUUAAGAACAUUCCUCACAUGUCUUUUGAUGAUGCUGCCAGAGAACCGGAUCAGAUGUUUAGUCUGAAUCGUGAUGUCACAGGAGAACUAGAAUAUGCCACCAAAAUCGCUCGCUUCUCAAACGUUUAUCAUCUCUCCAUCCAUUUCUCCAAGAACUUUGGUGCUGAGAGAACAAAAAUAUUUUAUAUCGGCCUGAGAGGAGAAUGGACAGAACCCCAUCGGCACGAAGUGACCAUCUGCAACUACGAAGCGGCCGCAAACCCGUCUGACCACAAAAUCGAUCAGAUAACGCCGCAGACACAUUUCAUUUCCUAACUGCAAAAAUCUCAUGUGACGACCAGGAUAGCAGGGUAGCUUCGGAAGGAUGUGGAUACUUAAGGCUACAAACGCCGUAGCUUUCUUCCUUUUUCUUUUUCUUGAGAAUCAAAGCACCAAAUGCCGGGCAAUCAUGGUUUGGGCCUUAGAAGUAUCCCCAAAAGAGGCCAUGAAAAUACUGCCUCAGCGUUGCCUGUCUUAACUCUUCAGAUGUGUUUGGGGCAGGCACUUUCUGAACUGUUUAGUUGCUCCUUUUUGCUACUGAUACGAAUCUUUUAGGCAGCUUCAUAUGGGGUUGUUUGCAGAGUUCUGGCUUCCGAAUGUAAUUUGUAUCAGGGAGAAAAUAAGGAGACAUUGAUGUUCUAAGUGGGUUCUUGGCUAAUAUCCAAGUGUAUUAAUGGAACCUGCAUACGGCAUUUUGACUGUGCGCCAAAGUACUGCAUGCCUUUCCACAAGCAUCAUUUUCUAUGUUUAUCUCUGAUAAUUUAACCUUCAUAUGUAUGUCUAAAACCUGGAGACUUAUUUUUGAAAAACUGGGCUUUGUCUCUUGUAGGCAACAUUUCCUAACUAGUGUGGCUUAGCUUUUCCAAUAAAUACAGCAAAGAAAGUGGG
This is a messenger RNA of Anolis carolinensis (green anole), 1309 nucleotides long. It is a transcript of the gene pithd1, whose product is annotated as PITH domain containing 1. The coding region runs from base 56 to 697 and encodes 213 amino acids. Lineage: Eukaryota; Metazoa; Chordata; Lepidosauria; Squamata; Anolidae. The transcript has 6 exons. Gene Ontology annotation, cellular component: nucleus. The record is from RefSeq and is a predicted model, not a curated record.